AUGUUCCUCACCUUACUCUGCCUUGGCAUUAUCUUGGGCCCCACGCUGCGGCGAAAUGCCUCAGGCCCCACCAUCAAAUGGCACAAGAUCACCACACUCAAAGGAGAUCUAUUGCCCGACUUUAGCUUCAGCGGCUAUCAUGCGUCAAACCAAUCGCUUCCCGCAGUCAAGAAGACACCGAGGCUUACGCUUGCUCCCACCAACGGCGACCAGACCCAGCGAAUUCAAGAGGCCCUCAACCAGACUGCAUCUGCAGGGGGUGGUAUAGUUGCCCUGGAAAAAGGCAACUUUACAAUCUCCUCUGGACUGUCAAUACCCAGUGGUGUGACGCUCCGAGGGGCCGGCCCAGGACAGACCAGGCUCAUCUCCACUCAGCAACCAGUUUCCCCGUUAAUUACGCUGGGAACUGGUGGGAGUCCUGCCAAAGUGCUGGUGCGGGCCAACAUAACCGACUCCUAUGUCCCAAUAGGUACAACGGUGCUAAAUGUUAGCGACACUGCGGGCUUCAGUCCUGGUCAGUCAGUCUAUGUGCAGAGAGCAGUGACGGCGGAUUGGGUCCGGUACAACGGAAUGAGUGAUUUGGUUCGAAAUGGUGUCAAUCAAACUUGGCUACAGGUUGGCAAACUGGUCCGGCAACCCAACACUAUCUCUUCUGUUGAGGGCACCCAGAUCAACCUACUAGUUCCUCUUACGGACAGUCUGGACGCAGCCUACAUGCAGCCAGAGAUUUUAGCAUACAAAGCGCCAGUCCUCAACUCAGAAAUUGGGAUCGAUCAGCUUUCUAUCUAUCUCAAAUCUUCCUGUUCAGGAAGCCCUCUUAGCAAGCCAGCUUGCAAUGGCGCUGCAAUCAGUUUCGCACCGUGGACAGUGGACAGCUGGGCACGUAAUCUGGUGCUGAGUGGUUUCAACCAGUUCGUUGACAUUCAAUACGACGCUAGCCGGAUAACGGUUCAAGAUGUAGCCAUGUUCCGGGACGCAGAUACCACUGGAGUGGCAAUCCCUUCCGACAUCUGGAUCAAAGGCUCCCAGAUUCUUGUAAAAGAUUGUGGACAAUACGGGCUCAAGACAGCCGAAGCAUUCUCCGUCAUGACGGGCUCGCUAACGCCAGGGCCUAAUGCUGUCCUCCGCCAUGUCACGCAGUCAGGGCUCCAAUCGAUCUACCCACACCAGAGAUGGGCUCAGGGACUUCUAGUGGAGGAUUCUUCAGUGCCAGUAUAUUUCGUGAACCGCGACACCAAGGGUACUGGCCAGGGUUGGUCUAUAAACGGUGGAGUUGGGUGGAAUCUCAGGGGGGAUACUUCUUUCGAGUCCGCACCUCUGGGGAUCAAUUGGUGUAUCGGCUGCAGCGGAGACGCUGGUCAACAAGGCAACGGGACUUUUAUAAACCAGGGCACACAAGUAACCCCUAGAAGUCUCUUUGCGUCGCAACUUAAAGCUAGAGGGUAG
Messenger RNA from Ilyonectria robusta, 1446 nucleotides. RefSeq lists its product as uncharacterized. The transcript has 2 exons. Lineage: Eukaryota; Fungi; Ascomycota; Sordariomycetes; Hypocreales; Nectriaceae. Bases 1 to 1446 code for a protein of 481 amino acids. The record is from RefSeq and is a predicted model, not a curated record.